GAUGCUGGAUAUUUCAUGCCCAACCAACAAUUCUUCAGGAACAUUGGAUCAAUUCUAAUGUACGCCAUCAUUGGAACAGUUUGGAAUACUGUAACAACUGGUCUCUCCCUCUACGGUGUCUUCCAGACUGGUAUUAUGGGAAAUCUUGAUGCUGGCCUCCUGGAAUUCCUCCUGUUCGGAAGUGUGAUUGCUGCAGUUGACACAGUCGCUGUGUUGACUGUGUUUGAAGAGAUUCACGUGAAUGAAGCAUUGUUUAUCGUUGUCUUUGGAGAAUCUCUGCUUAAUGAUGGAGUCACUGUGGUGCUGUACAAUGUCUUUAACUCAUUUGUUGCAGUUGGAGCAGGGAAUAUUCAAGGCCUGGACUACUUCAAAGGCAUAGUUUCUUUCUUUGUUGUAAGUUUGGGUGGAAUUGCCAUUGGUAUCAUCUUUGGAUUCCUAUUGUCCCUGGUAACCAGAUUUACCAAGCACGUGAGGGUGAUCGAACCUGGAUUUGUCUUUGUCAUUUCUUACUUGUCCUACCUCACUUCAGAUAUGCUUUCCCUUUCUGCUAUAUUAGCUAUCGCAUUCUGUGGUAUCUGCUGUCAGAAAUAUGUGCAGGCCAACUUCUGCGAGCAGUCUAUUAUCACCGUCAGGUACACAAUGAAAAUGCUGGCAAGUGGAGCGGAAACCAUUAUCUUCAUGUUUUUGGGAGUAUCUGCAGUGGAUACGACGAUAUGGACAUGGAAUACGCCUUUUAUCCUUUUCACAUUGGUUUUCAUCUCUGUCUACAGAGUCAUUGGUGUUGUAGCUCAGACCUGGAUUCUCAAUCACUACCGUGUGGUGCAGUUGGAGAUGAUAGAUCAGGUGGUAAUGUCAUAUGGAGGCCUGCGUGGGUCGAUGGCCUUUGCUCUGGUGGUGUUGUUGGAUCUGAAGCAUGUCCAUGAGAAGCGGCUAUUUGUCAGUACAACCAUCAUUGUGGUGUACUUCACAAUCAUCUUUCAGGGUCUGACAAUCAAACCUUUGGUUAAAUGGUUGAAGGUAAAGAGGACUCAGCAGAAGGAGCCUUCACUCAAUGAGAAACUUCAUGAAAGGGCAUUUGAUCACAUUAUGUCUGCAAUAGAAGAUAUUUCAGGCCAAAUUGGAUACAAUUAUCUUCGAGAUAAGUGGAGUCAGUUUGACAGAAAGUAUCUGAGCAAAAUAAUGAUGAGGAAAUCGGCGCUGAUUAGCCAGGAUAAUCUCCUUAGCAUUUUCCGAGAGCUGAAUCUGAAGGAUGCCAUCAGUUACUUGUCUGAGGGAGAACGGCAAGGAUCUUUGACGUUUAUGCGUUCCAGCAACGACGUUAACAUCGAUUUCACUGGCCCUCGUUACUCUGUUAUCGACUCGUCCAUCUCUGCAGUGCUGCGAGAGAGUGCCAGUGAUGUAUGUCUGGACAUGAAGGCACUUGAAAAUAGAGUAAAGAGCCUGAAGGAUCAAGAGGAAAUAGUCACCCAUCACACAUUGCAACAACUUCUGUACAAACCCAGGAAGCGGUACAAGCUCAAUUACAGCCGCCAUAAGCUGGUACAUAAUGAGGGCGCGAAACAAGAUAAAGAGAUUUUUCAGCAAACCAUGAAAAAGAGACUGGAAAAUUUGAAACCCAGCAAGCUCGGAGCCAACCACAACACCACAUUUAAAAACACCAAGAAAGAGAAAGGAGCUAAAAAGAAACACAGUGACGCAGUGCCGAAUAGAAACCUCCCGACGCACUCCCUUGCUUUCCACGCUGAUAAAGACUCUGAUGUAGUGGACCACUAUGAUCCAUCAGAUGGAGGAAUUAGUUUCCUAAUUACCCCUGCAAACAAUGAAUCAGAUGAAACAAGAACAGGAAUCGAUAACCUGAGUUUUUUCACUAAGGAGGAUCAGCUGGAUUUUCGAAGGAUUCCACUAUGGAUGCCUAAUGAAGACACUGUAGUUCUAUCCCAAAGGACACGUUCACAGAUUCCAGGGAGUCCUAACAACUUCAGGCGACCCACAUUUUUGCAGCACUGUAGCAGAUCCUUUGAUUCACUUUUGCCAGCAGACACUUCUGAGGAGCAUCCAUUGUCUGAAACAUCAGUGUAA
Molecule: messenger RNA, 2079 nt
Organism: Hemiscyllium ocellatum (epaulette shark)
Lineage: Eukaryota; Metazoa; Chordata; Chondrichthyes; Orectolobiformes; Hemiscylliidae
Product: sodium/hydrogen exchanger 3-like
Exons: 15
Coding region: 16-2079 (687 amino acids)
Biological process (GO): sodium ion transport; proton transmembrane transport; regulation of pH
Cellular component (GO): apical plasma membrane; brush border membrane
Molecular function (GO): sodium:proton antiporter activity
Source: RefSeq, a predicted model, not a curated record